Messenger RNA from Argiope bruennichi, 5349 nucleotides. RefSeq lists its product as uncharacterized. The transcript has 7 exons. NCBI's taxonomy places the organism in Eukaryota, Metazoa, Arthropoda, Arachnida, Araneae, Araneidae. Bases 92 to 691 code for a protein of 199 amino acids. The record is from RefSeq and is a predicted model, not a curated record.
UCUUCCCGAAGUUGUUUAUUUUGACGAGCAAGUUUCGGUAUUCAACGACUGUUUUGAUAAUGGGUCUAUUCUAAAGUAUUUAAAGCUAAAAAUGAUUAAUUAUUGUUUGUUUCUGCAUAUUUUUCUUCAUAGUAUCAUUCACGUUUCUGAAUCAGUUAAUCAUGAAAUCUUUGCAUCUGGAAAGUUACGCCAUCUUUUAGCAGACGCCAAGCAUUUAAAUCGGACUCAUAACAGCACAAAAGAUGCAAAAACAACUCCUAAUCCAUUGAAAGAAGAUGAUUCAGUGGUUGGAACAGAAGCAGCUGUUUUAUUCAUUGUAGUCAUAGUUGUCUUAUCUGUGAUUGGUAUGGUCAUUUAUUUCAUAAGAAAAUUUGACCAAUUAAAUCGAAGCUUACCUACCUAUAGAUAUUCUUCCUUGAAAACAGAAAUUAAUGGUUAUGGUCCUGAUGAUAAAAAUGAAUCCCAAGCUCUAGUCAGUGUAUCAACAGAGGAAGAAGAUGAUUAUGAUGAGGAAGAACAAGACUUGGAGGUGAGUCCUCCUACAUUGUUAGUGCGAUCCCAGACUGUUAUGCCAAGUAAAGCUGUUAAUGGCUCUUUACCAAUGGUACAAGAUGGCAAAUUAGUCACAUCUGGAUCCCUUCCUAAGAGUGGAGAGUCAUCUGUGGACUCAGAUGAUGAAUUACUGCAGUGAUGUUCUACAAAUUUUUGAUUAGAUUCUCUUCGCAACAUGAUACUGAAGGUUGUUUUCAGCAGUUUUUAUCUGUUUCCUUUAAAUAUUUUAUUUCAGUUGUAGAUUGUAAAUACUGAGUUUUAGUCAUUAUUUUGUUAAGUUGUGAAGUAGAUUGUACAUAUUAGCAAUAUGAUUCUGUCUAUCAAAUAAUUUAUAUUAUUUUGCUGAUACCAAAGAUCAUUGGAUGGUUUUCAGUCUUGGUUUUAUUUUCAUUUGAUGAGAUGGAUUCAUUAAAAACUUUCAACAGAUACUAGAUUGAAGAAUAAUUUUUAACUACAUAUAUCCUUUAAUCGAAUAAAACAUUUCAUUUUUGUGAAAUAAGAAAUAGUUAUGUAAAAAUAGGUGCAAAGUGUAACUAAUCUUUUUAUUGUUAGAAAGGCAUUAUUUACAUUACUUUUUGUAAUGUCUUCCUCACCCAGUGUCAGUUUUUAUUUUAAUUUUGAAAGAACAAAAAUAAUUGUUAUUUGAACUUGGCAAUUGUAGCAUCUUAUUAACCUGACUAGCUAUUAUGCUAUAGUAAUAACAGAUUACUGUGAAUAAUAAAACUAAUGAAAUAUCUAUUGCUCAGUUGGAAUUCUAAUUAAAAAUAAAACAUUUUUGGUAUUUGUUUUUAAUUAUUCAUAUUUAAUAUUUAUAUUAUUUAGGUAUGACUGAAAUUUAAACUCUCUUUUUAAAUAAUUUGUGCAGAAAUAUCAUGUGAGGCACUUAUUCAGAUUGUAAUUAUGUUUUCAAAUAUUUUAAUUAGAUUUUAUUCACCAAUAAGAAUUGAGUAACAGAAACAAAAAUGAUGCUGGUUUUUAUUAUAUUGGAAACUUUUAGCUAUUUUGUACUACUAAAUUUGUAGAACGAUUUUUUUAAUGAUAUAUUUUCCAUCAUAUAAAAAACUUACUAUAUCAAAAUCAUUUCCUUUUAUUAUUCAUAAAAGAAAUUCAAUAAGAAAGUUUUUCCCUAUUUUUAAUUAUUAUUUGAUUUUUGGAUGAAAAGAAUGCAAAAUGCCAUUUAAAAUUUCUCUCUCAUUAACUUUCUUGAUGAUUGGAUUGACAAAGAUAUUUCUUCAAACAUUGCAAUUUUAGAUGGUGUAUCUUAUUAUGAAAUAAGUACCAUGUGUUUAAAACAUAAGUAUGUCAUUUAAAUUGCAUUGAAUUGUGUUUGCUUGAUGUAAAAAAAUUUAAUUUACAAACUUUUUAUUUUAAAUUUCAGCUGUUAUUUUAUAAAACCCAACAAUUGUUUGUAUUUCAUUUAUUUUACUUAAAAAAAAUAACUACAUAAAAUUACUACUAUGGAUCCAAAUUUAACUGAUUAUAAGUAUUUUAUCACAUGUAUAGUAUUCAUAAAAACUUUUGAUUAAAUUCAAUAAUGUUACUUGCUGAAACUAUGGAGAUAUUGAUUCAAAUGGAUCCAAAAAGAAGCUGUUUACUUAUAAAUCAAUCAAAAUGUAAAAAAUGUUUUGUUAUAGUACUGCAGAAUGGUAUAUAUUAUUUGAUUAAUAUGUCUUUUAACUUUUGUAUCAAGAAAUGUAAUUUAAACUAAAUAUUUGUAAUAAGAUGUCUUGUAUGCGUAUUUUUGUAGAUGCCAUUCAAUUUGAACUUUGCUGCUUUUACUUUGAACUUGGAAUAUUGAUAUGCUUGAAUAAAAUAAAAGUCUUAAGAUGAAUUGAUUACUACUCAUAAUAUAAAUGAUUUUUAUUGAAAGUGUAUUGAUGUAAUUCAUCAGGUUUGCUUUAGUCUAAAAAUCAGUAAAAAUAAAUAUUUGCUGCUGAUUCUUAUUAUUUUGAGAUAUUAGAUGUAAAAUCUUAAAAAAAAAAAAAAAAAAAAAGAGAGAGAGUGAGAGAAUAAUCUGAAGCAUCAAAUUCUAAAAAACUGAAUCACUGGCUUAUUCAAAACCAUCACUGCAAACCAUCUAAUUCUAUUUUACCAAAGAUAUUCUUUAAAUGUUUAAUUUUUUAUUAAGUUGUAGAAAUUGCAUGUGUAUUGUGGGAAUAAAACUUUUGUAAUUUCUUCCCAAUCUUUAAAUAUUUAUAUACAUUAUGCAUUUGAAUGUACUAUUAGGUCAGAAGUAUAUUUAUUUGUUUUUCUUUGGUCAAGGCUUUAUUAAAAGUAUUUUAGGGAUGCUUCUAUCUAAUUGUUAUUUUUGUGUGCUAUAAAAAUUAUAUUAUUGAUAUGAAGAGUACAAGGAAAAUUUUAUCGAUACAUGAAAUGUUUUAUGUUCCAAUUUAUAAAAAUUUAUUAGGCUGUUAGAGCAUAUGAGAUUUAUUUGAAAUUUACAGAAUUUCUCGAAAACAAUUUAAAAUGUUUAACUUUUCACAAAUAUAAAGUAGAAUUGAAACUAGCACUUCUAGUUCGGUUCAUGAAUAAUCAAUUUAAUUACAUAAUAUAUUAAAACAGUAUUAUGUCUUUUUUCCCUGAAUAAAAGCAUUUAUUUUAAAAAUUUCAACAAUUUGUUUUAAGCGUAUAUAACAUAUGAUAUUUAAAACUAAGUUUUCUUACAAUAAGAAAUAGGCAAAGUUCAUUCAAAACAAUGUUAUAAAUGACGCUAGUGCUACAGAAAGUAAAAAUAAAUUAUCUGUCACUGAUUUAAAAGUGUUUCUCAUUAAUCGUUUUUCCUCCUUUUCAUAUUUUGACAAAUUUAACACUGCAGAAUUUUUUUAAAUUAAGAAUGUCACAUUGGCUGUUCCAUAAAAAUGAUUUAUUACCAAUGUAUUACACUAUUAAGUAUAAUAAUGUUCAACUUUAUGAUUAUGGCUACUUUUGUUAACUUAUUUUCAUAAUAUUUUUUUAAUUUUUAUAAAACUUCUACAUUAUUAAGCCCAUAAGCAAAAUUUUUAAAAAUGUAUAAAGCUACAUCUUUAGCAUAAGAAGUUCCAUCAUCAAAUUUUGAUCUACUGCAAUUUCAUCAUCAUGCAGUUUCUGAAGAAUACAAGCAUAAAUGAUUAUCUAAUACCUUAGUAAUAGGUUGUUAAAAUACUUCUGACCGAAUGGUGCAAGCAAGCUGUCUGUCAAUUUAAUCAUCUGACUAGUACAUGCUCAAAAUAUAUAGGAGUAAAGUUUCUAUUGAAAUGGGGGGAGAGGGACUGAAGCAAUAAAUCAUAUUUUGUUAAUAUUCUGAUUAUAGCUUUAAGUUACAAUGUUGCACAGUAUUUUACUUUUAUGAAGAGAGUUUAGAAAUAUUAAAUUAAGUUCAAAAGUUGAGCAUAGUUUGUCAUGAAGACGGUUUUGAAAUAUUAUACUAGACAUGAUUAAAUAUUUGUCACUUCAAAUAUCUUUUUUUACCCAUAAUGUCAUAUUAGGCUGAGAAUUAAAUUGACAGACUGUGCAAGAUUCAAUUGACUGUGAUUUUUCUUUUACUUCUAAAUGUAUAUUGUAAAAAAGCACAGAUGAUGUACUUUUAAUAUGAAUUAAGUUUUUGAUUAUACAUAGAAAAAAAUAUUUUAAGUUCAAAUAAAACCUAGUGCCAUUUACUUAACCCUUCUAAGAGCUUUAACUUCAGAAUCUUAUUUCAUGACAUAGUUAUCUUGCAUUAUGUAUUAUUUCUUUUCUUAUGCAUUAAAUCCUCUCACUGUUUCUGGCAUGCAAAUUUUGGAAUAAUGGUACUGGUAUCUGCAUCUGAUCAUGAUUCAUAACAGUAUAGCUUGUGCUGUUUUAAAAAGGAAUAUUAAAAUAGUUAACUAGCAAACUUUUGCACUAAAAUGAAAAUAUUCGAGUCAAACUUUAUACAGUUAUUUCUUGCUUACUACAACACAUUAAAAAAUGAAUAUCUGCAUAAUUUUGAAAUAUAAUCCAUUUAAAAAUUUUAAAACUGAAAGCCUGCUCAUUGUUCAUUUAAUUUAAAUCUGUCCAGAUUAUUGAAGCCAUUAUUCUUAAUUUCACUUAAUUUUCAGUUCCUCACAGUGUAAAUGUUAUUUGAAUCCUUUUUGUGAGUAUGUGUCCAAAUAGCUAUUUUUAGUACUUUUUUAUAUAACUUUUUCCCAUAAUCCUGAUCAUUCAAAUGGAAUCAGAAUCAAAAAUUUAUUUUCUCAUGGUUAAGUAUUUAUUAACCAGUUGGCAUGAAAAGAAAUUUCUGCAAGAGCUUACUUGAAUUUGAUAUAAAAGUGUUAUUCUUGAAAAAACCACAAAUGCACUCACACAUAAAAAAAAUGUAUGCUAGCUGGACUUAAUUAAUUAGACGACUUGAUUUGCUGAAAUAAAAAUCUCUGUUAGAGAGUACAGCAUAAGUUCUAGAAGAUGGAGCAUUUAACUUCCAAUCAUAAUUAAGUGAUGCCUUGUUUGAAAUGCGAUUAAAAAAAGAUUUUCUUGCUAACCCUCACUUUUAUAGUUUUCAAAAUAAAAUUUGCCUUUAUUACUUAAUGAAAUAUAAAGAUAAAUCAUGAAAUUUCUUUUAACAGCACCCAGUAAGAAAAGGAAUAUUUUUUUGCAAGAUAACCUACUUUAUAUUUUAAAAUUCCUUUUGGUGUGCUUUUACAUUUAUGUGACAAGCUUUUCUUACCAAGAUAAAUACAGAUCAAUGUGAUAAUGUUAUGUAUUUACAUAAGUAUUUUAUCUAUAUUUUGAAAGUUUGUUUUGUUUUUUCAAAUGCUGUUAUAUAUUCUUAUGUAAAGUGAUAAUUUUCACAGAAAUUCAUUG